AUGUUUGGCUCUUUGGAUAUUUUGCCUACGGGCCUUAAUUUAACAUUAGAUGAACAAGAUGAACUUGUUAAAAGUGUUGUCAAUUUUUUGGGACAUCGUAGGAGAGAUAAAUUUGCUUUUCCAUUACUUAUAACACUUUAUUCAUUUAUAUUUGCAACUGGAUUAACUGGAAACCUUUGUACUUGUUUUAUAAUAUGGAAAAGCCGUGACAUGCACACUCCGACAAAUUUUUAUCUUUUUUCACUUGCUGUUUCUGAUCUUUUAUUAAUUAGUCUUGGCCUUUCAGUAGAAAUGUACAACAUAUAUGAAUCAUGGCCUUGGAUUUUUGGUGAAGCAUUUUGUGUAUUUCGUACAGUCGUACUUGAAAUCGUUACAUCAGCAUCAAUAUUAACUGUUUUAUGCUUCACAGUUGAACGUUAUUUAGCUAUUUGUUUUCCGAUAAUAUCUCAAAAAGUACUUGGUGGUUUAAGUCGAGCAUUAAAAAUGAUUAUGAUUGUUUGGUUUAUAUCAUUCCUGCUUGCCGUUCCCUAUACAUUUACAGCUGGUGUUUUUGUUAGUGUAACCAGCGAUAUUCAUAAUGAAACAGUUCAAAUUCUCGACAGUCGUAUUUGUGCUAUACGUCCAGAUUAUUGGGAGCCUAUGCUAUAUUAUAUGGCAGUAACAACAUUUCUUGUUUUUGUCAUUCCAAUAUUUGUUAUAACUGUACUUUAUAUAUUAAUGGGUAUAACAUUAUAUAAAGCAAGUCGUCGUCCGCCAAAUGAUCAUCGUCAUAAGAAAAAUAUUACAAAACCUGAACAAAUAUUAUUGAAUCAAAAUGGUGAACAUCAUUUAUGGUCACGACAAAGUACUAUAGCAACAAUUAAAUCAAGAUCAACAAAAAAUCCAAGAAGAGCAGUACUCAAAAUGCUUGUGGCAGUGGUUAUUGCAUUUUUUAUCUGUUGGGCACCAUUUCAUACUCAACGCAUAACUGCGUUUGUUACACGUUUAUUGGAUAAAGCAAAUAAAAGUACAAUAUCGGAUGCAGCAACUAAAUUUCAAGAAAUUCUCUUUUUUACCUCAGGUAUUCUUUAUUAUUUAUCUGCUACUGUUAAUCCUGUAUUAUAUAAUAUAAUGUCAAAACGUUAUCGAAAUGGUUUUAAACGAACAUUAUGUCGUUGGACAGUUCCAACUCCAUCAACAUCAUAUAGAAAUGCUCGUUCAAAUGGUUAUAAUAAUAAUAAUAAUAAUAAUAAUAAUAGUCCCUUAUCUCCAACAUUAGCUUGUACAAAUAAUCUUCGUCAUCAACGAUUGACAUAUCCAAAUAAUAACGAUAGAAAAUCAGGAAAAAUAAAAAAUUCAUUUUUCCGUCGUCAUGAUAAUGUAUUUACAUUUUCAAUGUCAAAAUAUAAAUUUGUUAUUGGUUCACGUACAAAUGCUGGUCAUACAGGUGUUCCUAAUCGCUAUCAUCGUCGAACAUCAUUUCAUUAUCGUUUUUCUGCUGUUGAACAACAAGAACGUGAACUACAACAGCAACAACAAUUACAACAACAAUUACAACAAAAAAAAUAUUCGACAAGUCUUAUACAACACCCAAAGAGGUAUCAAGCAAAAUUUAUGCUAAAAUCUGGUUUACCACUGCCAACAACACCACCAAAUUCAUCAAUAAGUGAAUCAAAAACUUUACCGUCAUUGCCUAAUGGGAAUCAUAGCAAGCAUUAG
Messenger RNA from Rotaria sp. Silwood2, 1698 nucleotides. The record is from the annotation of a GenBank genome assembly. NCBI's taxonomy places the organism in Eukaryota, Metazoa, Rotifera, Eurotatoria, Philodinida, Philodinidae.